Molecule: messenger RNA, 648 nt
Organism: Adineta steineri
Lineage: Eukaryota; Metazoa; Rotifera; Eurotatoria; Adinetida; Adinetidae
Source: the annotation of a GenBank genome assembly
AUGUUACUUCAAUUAGUAAAUGAACCAACAGGCAAUAAUCAGAAAUGUAAAUUACCCUACCAAUUAUCUAUUGAUAAUAGUACAAAUACAUCAAGUUGGGAUAUGUGGUUUUGUUAUAACAAUCAAUAUCCAACAAAUAAUGAAGACUUCUUCACUUGUACUUUAGGUAAUUAUGGUUUGAUUUCUCUUGAACCUUGGGAAACAAAUAAAACAAUCAGUAGUGUAAUUAAUGAAAAUGUGAUAAUACGUGAUUUUGUUGAAGGAGAACAAUGUCUUUCUUAUUAUUAUUAUAUUACUCUUGAUGAUGGUAUUGAUUAUGGUCAACAACUAUCAGUAUCAAUCAGAUCUGAUAAUACAAGUGAUAGUGAAAUCGAAGUUGAUCGAUUAUCAAUUGUUGAUAUGACAGAGAAUCGAUGGAAUCAACGAAAUGUAACAUUUAAUUCAACAUCUACGAGUUAUACAUUGAUAUUUUCGUUCGAAGUUCGAAGGAAAGGCGUAGCACAUAAUAGAGCAAUCUACUUUGCAGUAGACAAUAUUUACGUGUAUGGUAACAAUGUUUUAUGUAUUACCGAUGCAUCAUCGAGCUCAACAAUGACAAAAUUAUCAUUCGUUGAAGAAGUUACUGUUGGUUUUUUACGUGAGAAAUGA